UAAAAAAAAAAAAAAAAAAAAUCUCAGAUCAAUUUUAAAAUUUCAGAUUUUUUGUCGGACAUUUACUCAUAUUUUCUAUAAUGUCCCUGAUAAAAAGCUCUUUAUGUGUUGAUUUCGGAAGUUUUCCUCCUUAAACAUCAACUCGGCUCAUCUGGUUCCGAUUAUCUUCCAUUUUCCCCACAGCGGGAAAUAAACUCAGUUUUCCACGCGUGGAUGUGAUGAACCAGAACAUCCAGCAGUAUGACCGGUGGUCAUAAUGUUUUGCCUGAUCUGCGCAGGUUUAAGUUUCGUUUUCAGGGAAGCGAAAAAGAACCGAAAGUAUCGCAGCUGAUGUUGACGGACCGGACACUGAACCCAGCUGAUCGACAGAACCCAGCUGAUCGACAGAACCCGCUGAUGGUUUUCUGGUUCGGAUCCUCCAACCGAACCGAACCUAACGGAUGUCCGUUCCGAUGUCUGUGUGGAUACCCGAGCAUUUUUUGAGACUGAGCCGUUUUCUGAGUCGCAGGGAGUUCGAGAUGAGAGGCCUCAUAAACCACUAUCUGUCCUGCUGUGUCAACACUUUGCUGCAGACCCUCAACGCCACCUGGGAACUAGCAGACAUAUUAGAAAAGUGGAAACCCGCCGGUGUGAGAGCGGAAGAUAAUGUUCCCUUCCAGCUAAAGCGAGUCCUGAAGAUGAUGCAGGAAGAUCUUCCUCAUCCCGCUCCUCAUCAGGACUUCCUCCACUGCUUGGACCGAAACCGCAUCCGGCUGAGUACGCAGCACGACGCAGACGAAGUUUUCUUAUCCAUUCUGGAUUUCAUUCAGCGGCAAAUGGAUGACCGAACUCUGGCUAUUGAAAUCCAGAGUUUGUAUAAGAUUUCAGUGGAAACACAGGUGCAAUGUUUGGAGUGCAACAACGUUCAAACGCGGAACAGUCACCUGUUCAGCCUGCCGCUACACAUAAAGGAAGACCGAAACUCUCUGAAGGACUGCAUGAUCUCCUUCUUCGAGCAGCAGGAGCUGCGGGGAAUUGACUGCUGCUUUUGUGCACAAUGUGAAACCAAGACCCCAACCAAACAGGGUGUCAAGCUUUGCUCUCUGCCUCAAAUCUUGUGCAUACAAUUGAAACGCUUCAGAAAUAUACGUGGAUUCACCCGAAAACUCAACUGCAGUGUCACUUUCCCAGAAAAAUUCAACUUCUCUGAGCUUCGGAGGGAAGCGUUCUCUUCAGACUUCACCCAGAAUGACUGCAGGUAUACUUUAUAUGCUGUGGUCGUGCAUUAUGGCGAUGCAAUGUUUGGACAUUACACUGCUUAUGUCCGCCAGAGAUUGAGCAACCGCUGGUUUUAUGCAGAUGACAGCCAUGUUUCUCAGUCAUCUUGGGAAGAUGUGCAGAAAACUGAGGGAAGUCCCAACAGAGGGACUGCUUAUAUGCUAAUGUACAGAAAAGAUCCAAAAGAAGUCGACCAACUACCGGAUCUGUCCGGCUGAAGCAGUAGAAGAAAAGCUGAUGAUGCAACAUAGGAAAUGAUAAAUUAUUUACAAAGGAUUUGUGGUGUUUUUAUUAUCUUUGGUGACAGAUUAUAUUUGUUAAAUAUUGUUAACCAUUUAAGGAAGCUUGUCAGGAUUGUAAACACACCAGCAUUUUAUGACAGAGGCCAGAAGAUGGCGCUCCAGCAUCAAAAUAUUAAAGUAUGUGCCAUCCGCAGUACAGGGAACUUGAGCAAUAAGACUCAUUUGGUGUUUGAAGGGUUAAUGUGUGUUUUGUUCUUUUAUUUUCUGAUUAAAUAAAUUUUAUUUAAAUUUCUUUUGAUCACACACAAUAUUGUGAAAAUGAUUGAUAAACUUUUUAAAGGUUAACAUAAGUUAUUGAAAAAGCAUAAAAACUGGUGUUUUUUCACCUUUUAUUAACUUAUACCUGACUUUAUUGGGUAAAAAGAAAUAUUAGUCUGUCCCAUAUUUUAGUGUUGGAAAUCUCUGCUGCUUGAAAAUGACAAAGACUCUAACAUGCAGUAGAUUUUUUUUCUCACUUUCUUGGUUCCAUGUUGGGUUCACUGCUUUAUGUUUCUACAUGGUUUUUCUUGGGUUUAUUUUAUCACUCUGUGAUUAAUAUUCAGAUCACCUUACAGAAUUAAUGUUGCAAUAAAAAUCCAUGUUGAAAUUAACAAAAAA
This is a messenger RNA of Poecilia latipinna (sailfin molly), 2156 nucleotides long. It is a transcript of the gene usp18, whose product is annotated as ubiquitin specific peptidase 18. Bases 441 to 1475 code for a protein of 344 amino acids. Gene Ontology annotation, biological process: protein deubiquitination. Gene Ontology annotation, molecular function: cysteine-type deubiquitinase activity. The record is from RefSeq and is a predicted model, not a curated record. The transcript is spliced from 10 exons. Lineage: Eukaryota; Metazoa; Chordata; Actinopteri; Cyprinodontiformes; Poeciliidae. Gene Ontology annotation, cellular component: cytosol; nucleus.